CUGCAGGCGGCGAUGGACCUCCCAGCGCGCAUCCGCGCACGCAGAGAAGCUCUCGCUCGGCACGACGCCGCCCUGCAAGACUGCCGCGCACGCGUGCUCCGGCUCAUCGAGCAGGUCAACGAGGCACACCCGGCACUCGAGGCGCACCUCGUCGACGCGCUCUCCACGGUGCCCCCACAGCUGCACGCGACGUGGGCCGCACAGGCGGACGUCGUGGCGGCCACGAUCGAGGCGGCGCUCCUCAAGCUGUCCCUCGUGCGCGCUCGCGCCCACCGCGCGUUGUACGGCCAUGCGCCCCCCAAUAGGCCCGACGCCACGGUGGCGCGUGCCGUGGGUGCCGCGUUCGAUAGGCUCAGGGAGAGGCGGCGGGCGCAGGACGCGGAGAUGCGGAAGCUCGACGGGCAAAUCGAGGAGUACGAGGGGAUGCUGCGCUUGGUGCAUGGGCGGCACGGGAGCUUCGCGCAGGUCGUGCAGGACAUGGCGAGAGUGAAGCGGGAGACGGAGGAGUGCAGGAAGGAUUUGAGGAGGCUGGGCUGGACGGAGGAUUGA
Molecule: messenger RNA, 549 nt
Organism: Dichomitus squalens LYAD-421 SS1
Lineage: Eukaryota; Fungi; Basidiomycota; Agaricomycetes; Polyporales; Polyporaceae
Exons: 2
Source: RefSeq, a predicted model, not a curated record